AAGGGAGGGCCUUGACCCAAAACAACACCCAUUCCUUUUCUCCAGAUAUGCUGUCUGACCUGCUGAGUUACUUCAGCUUUUUGUGUCUAUCAAGGAUAGAAGAGGAUACAGAUCAGAUUUGAUAGUGGGAGGAGGCUUGAGGAACAUAAGCACCAUCUUAGAACAUUUGAGCUAAUGCUCUAUUUCCAUGCAAUACAUUAUAUGUAACUUUAUGUAAAACAGAUAAACCGAGGUCACAUUUUACCCCAAAACAGGCAUUCCCAUUUACAUAAACAUUACAUGAUAAUUAAUUAUGGAAAUAGAUUUUUUUUAAAACUAUUGAACAAAUAUAACUUGCGGCACGUGUAAACUCCUCCAGCAAGGUAUACGUCAAACUUGGUAGGUGUCACAUGGUGAACUGUUCAACAUUUUAAAGCACGUGACCAGUUAAUAAGCAUUUGUUUUACUCUUAAUAAGAACGGCUGUCACUUUAAGAAUGUGGAUGUUUGCAUCUUGGUCUCUUAUCGGUAUAGGUCCCCUGACCAUAGCCUCUGCUUCUUUCCUUUGUCUUUGCUGCGAUGAGACCACUCCUAUGGUGAGGAGAGGAGGAAAAAUCUAACUGCAGUUCGAGGCUAUCAAUGAGCUCAUUCUCUCCGGAGAGGGUGGGUUCAUUAGCAUUAGCAUCAGCAGACAGCCCAGCUGCUGGUGAUCUGAGAAGGCAAUGUGUUUAGAUCCAAGCUUUCCAGGCCUUUAUCUUCAGUGGACAUACACAUGAUGAUUGCUGCUUCGUUUGAUAAAUGGAUGGACAUGGAUGGAUGAAGGCUUUUGCACGGCACAUCUGGUGGCAGGAGGGAGCCAGGGAAUGUGAUACAGAAUGUGCUAGUGGAUUUGCACUAAAACAAAAUGGCAAUUUAUUCUUGAAUUAAAAAGUUAAACCAGGAAGAUCCGAAGAUGUCCAAGAAGGGGCGUGGGAAGGCUGAAAAGCCUGAAGCCCUAAUAGCUGCCUUGCAGGCUGCUAACGAAGAUCUCAGGACUAAACUGACUGACAUACAAAUAGAACUUCAUCAGGAGAAAUGUAAGGUUAGUAAACUUGAACGGGAGAAGGUACAAGAGGUAAAGCGCAUACGAGAACAAGAGCAGCACAAGCACACAGCGACGGUCACGGAAUUGAAAAGCAAGCUCCACGAGGACAAAAUGAAGGAACUCCAGUCUGUUCGAGAGACAUUGAUAAAACAACAUGACCAGGAACUCGCACGCACGAUCAAAAUCAAAGACCAAGAAAUGCAACGACUAAAGUCACUUGUGAAUUCACUGCGCGAUGGAAGCAGUGACAAAGUAAGAACAGCCCUGUCUAAUGAGGCCCGGGAUGAGGCUCGGAAAGCAUUUGACUCUGAGCGCCUCAAACUGCUGCAGGAGAUAAGUGAACUGAAAUCAACCAAGAAGCAGGUGGAUGAGUCACUGAGCAACAUGAUUCAGGCGGACAAGAUAAAAGCUGGGAACUUGAGGAGUGAGCAUCAUUCCCACCAAGAGGCAAUUGCCAAAAUCAAAUGGGAGUCUGAGAAGGAUAUCCGUCGACUGAUGGAUGAGAUUAAAGCUAAAGAUCGAACGAUCUUUUCCCUGGAGAAAGAGAUGGAGGUGCAGACCGGUUACUCACAGAAGCUGCAACUCCAGAAGGAGGCGCUGGAUGAACAACUCUUCCUGGCGAAGGAAGCAGAAUGCAACAUGGGCAUGAGCAGUCCGAAACGGGAGGUGCCUGGCAGUGCACGGGAUAACAUGGAUCACCCUGGCAGCCCGGACAUGCGGAGAAAUCAGCGCAAGAUUGCAGACCUUAACUCAGUCAUUCGGAAACUUGAAGAUAGGAACACAUUGUUGGUGGAUGAAAGGAAUGAACUGGUAGGUCGUUUAUGUCCAAAGUUCAUGAAUAUAUUUAUAUUUCAAUUUAUAACUGAUUGGUGCAUUUUCUUCUUUGUAUUCCUACAGAAAGAUAAGAUCGGCUCCCAUUUUCCCUUGAAGAAAUUACGCUCCUUAAAUGAUCUUGACCAAGCUCAUGAAGAACAAGAAGUUGAAUUUUUAAAGCUUCAGGUUCUCGAACAACAAAACAUCAUUGAUGAUUUGACCAGGGACCGAGAGCGACUGCUUCGCCGCAAAAGACACAAGCGAAACGCAAAGCAUAUCAAGAGACAUGUGGUGGAGACAUGUUUUGGGUUUGAUGAAGAAUCGAUGGAUUCAGAAACGUCAUCCUUGGCCUCCUACAGAACAGACAGGACACCAGCAACACCAGAAGAUGACCUGAAUGAAAGUCUGGCAGCUGAAGAAUCGGAACUUCGUUUUCGACAAUUAACAAGGGAGUAUCAAGCACUCCAAAGGGCUUAUGCAUUACUUCAGGAGCAGACGGGAGGGAUCCUGGAUGCAGAACGGGAAGCAAAGGCUCAUGAGCAAUUACAAACAGAAUCUCUCAGGUAUAAAGCUAAAAUUGACGACCUCGAAAAAGCUAUGGCACAGAAAGGACAGGAUUCAAAAUGGGUUGAAGAAAAGCAACUAUUUUUAAAAAGAAAUCAGGAACUUCUGGAAAAGAUUGACAAACUGGAUGCCGAGUUGAACCGAUUGCAACAAGAAAUUCAGGAUUCUCGAGACCAGAACGAGUUGCUAGAAUUUCGCAUUCUGGAACUGGAGGAGAGGGAAAGGAGAUCUCCUGCCUUUAACCUCCAGAUCACGCCUUUCUCCGAUGGCGUGAGUGCUCUUCAGAUCUACUGUAUGCAGGAAGGUGUGAAGGAUGUGUCCAUCCAUGAACUCAUCAAACAGCUGGACAUACUGGGAGAUAAUGGGAAUCUCAGAAAUGAGGAGCAAGUGGCGAUUAUCCAGGCAAGCACUGUGCUGUCUCUGGCUGAAAAGUGGCUACAGCAGAUCGAAGGCACGGAGGCUGCCCUUCAUCAGAAGAUGAUAGACUUGGAGAUAGAGAUGGAUAUGUUUUGCAAACAAAAAGGCUACCUGGAGGAGGAGUUGGAUUAUAGGAAACAAGCCCUGGACCAAGCAUACCUGCAUGUCCAAGAGCUGGAGGCAACACUAUACAAUGCACUGCAGCAGGAUACCGUGAUCAAACUGGGGGAAUCACUGACUGAGAAGCAAAAGGAUGACUUGCGAACUGCGGUGGAGAAGCUUCGACGUCAGAUGCUGAGGAAGAGCAGGGAGUACGACUGCCAGAUCCUGCAGGAGCGAAUGGAACUGCUGCAGCAAGCACAUCAGAGAAUACGAGACCUGGAAGACAAGACUGAUGGUCAGAAUCGGCAGAUCAAAGAUCUGGAAGAGAAGGGUACUGGACGGUUAAAAUGCUUCCAAGUCAGUAAAGAGUUCAUGUUGAAUUACCCUGUAUCUGGGACGAAUGGAAGUGAAGGAAAGCAGCAAAGAUUAUGCCUGAGGCUGUCUGCCGUUUAUGCCAGCAUCAUUACUCGAGAUUUAUUUUGCUUGACUCUCCAUGUUGAAGGAAAUUGCAAGUUACAACGUCUGUUGCAUUUAACAGCAACUGCAUUGCAAAUGAAGAGUAUUUUGAAGCAAAAUAAAACCACAUUGAUGGCAAUGAUACAUAAAAAGAAGUGUCUUAGACAUGGAACCAAAGUGAAGAAAAUCAAUUUAUCUCUGCCGUGCAGGGUAGCAUCAAAAUAUCAGAACACUACAGCAUUCAGGACUGAAGGAUGAAGACGUCACAAAGGGAAGGACUUACAAUUACAAAUUUGUAAUUACAUUUCUCAGAGAGCAAUUGACUCGCGGUGUAGAGAGGAACUGAAACUACACAGGGUCAAAAGACAUCACACAGAUUUACAGGGAUUUAUUCAUUUCUUCAGCAAUGGUAUCACUGAUGAGGGCAUUUCUUGACCAAGGAAGACAAGAUAGGUUAUUGGAAAGAAAGGAAGGAAGACUGGAUGGCACUUGGGGACUAAAGAUCUGAUGUGACCUCCUCGGGGAGGUUAGUCGUUCGUCGAGAGAAGCAUACCUGGACCCAGUUGAGCAGCUGAGGCAACGUUUAUGUGAACUGUCGUGUGAGUUUACGAAGAUUCAAGAUCUGUCCAUCUAGGUCCUGCCCUCACAGCUGCGAAUAUAUUAACUCAUUCCUAACUGCUUGCACCCAGGCUUUGAAAGAAGCUGCAUCUUACAGCGAAUCUGACCACUAGUGGUAAAAUCAAGCAGGUGCCUUUCAUUAUCUCACUGUGGAUUUAAUGUGAAAUUGACUUCCCUUUCCAAAAAAUCUAGAUUGUACAUGAUCCAAUUAGCAGUAUUAUCAACUUUCUCUAUUUUCAUGAUGAAUGGAAAGGUAAAUUAAAUUUAAAGUGAAGGUACAGUUGAAUCUGGUUUCUGCCUGUCCCGCUGAGUUACUCCAGCAUUUUCAGUCUAUCUUCUGGUAACUAGUAAACAGAUCACAAUUGAUGCACUGUAGUUUGUUCUGCUUUGAGCUUCCAGGUCUCAAUCCAUUUAAUUUAUGUGGGUCUUGGUAAUGCUUUUCCCAUGGACCUAUGAUUUACCACAACUUUAUUUAAUAUUUGUUUUAAUAUGGUUUGGAUAGAUUCAAUUUCAGGAAGUGAAGUUUCUGUGUAGGCUCCACCCAUUAAUAUCUUGUCAUAAGGGACCAAUUGAAUAAUUAUUCAAUUACUCACCAAUUGAAUAAUUUGAUGAGAAGAUGUAAGGGAAACAAAUAGCAUGAAGAUUAAGUGAUGUGAUCCAAAUAACAGACAACUGAACAGAAAGAAGUGGAAACAUGGUCAAAGUUAAACUUAAGAAACAAUAAGAGUGAAUCUUAAAAUGAAAUGAUUUGGUCACAUAAUGUAAAAGAGAACUUUUACGAAUAUUUGGAGGAGAUGACCUGCAGGUAGAUUGCAUGCUGUAUGGUGUCCUGGAUCCUACUUAAUAAAUAGACCAAGACAUUUGUGUUGGUUACACGCACUAAAACAUGACAUCAACAGAACUGAAUGUGGCAAAAGUGAGCCCAAUCAUCAGUUGUCACCUAUCCAUGUUCUCCAGACGAGGAAGGGUCCUGCUCAUCUACUCAUGUUCUCCAGAGAUGCUACCUGAACCAUUGAGUUACUCCAGCACCUUGUGUUGUUUUUGUAAUUGAUUUUCCUUGUUGUAUUGGUUUAGUGUUGGCAACCACGAGUGCUCUCCUCUCCCUUUUCUAGAUGCACUAUUUUGUUGCAUUGUACAAUCUGGGAUAGGUUCCUUUCUCUAUUCUGAUUUUCUUGCUUUUUUAAAAUAUUUUAAUCUCUUUCCAGCUUUCCUCCACAUGAAUCAGUAUUUUUUUUUAAUCAUUCCAAGCGCUGAUAAUUAUUUUAGUUAAUGGUGGUAUUUAAAAGUAUUGUAUGGACAUUAGGGAGAAUAACAUGGAUUUAGGGUUGAUAUAGACUGGCUGUACCCGUUGACAUGGUCAGACCCACACAGAAACUGGGCAGGAAACAGCUAAUCGCAAUAUUGUGGAGAUCUAUCCUUUGUUCUUAUUACCCUAUGUAAGUCAUUUGUGCUUGUAGAGGAUUCCACUUGAGGCUGGGAGAGCUAAUGAAGAGAACAGCCAUGUCAAAUACACAUGGACAGUGCUGAGGAUCUUCUUUUGAAAGAUUGUCCACUUCAGUCCAAAAACAGCCUGAAUAACUCAAUGUAAUUCCACGAUUGCCCAAUUUACUGGCUGAAGAAUGCUCUUUGCAGCAAUACUAGGCAUCGCAACACUGCAACACAAAUAACACAAGGUGCUGGAGUAACUCAACGGGUCAGGUAGCAUCUGUUGCAGUGUGAAUGGCCUAGUAUUAGAGAGUGAGGUGUGGCUCUUAGGAUGCACUCAAAGGCCACCACAACUUUGUCUCAGUUAGCUAUCUCGAUAUAGAAUCAUAGAUAGCUGCAAUGCAGACUAGGCCAUUCAGUCCAAUGUGUCUAUGCUAGUUGAUAAACAGCUAACUAGCUCAAGCCCACCUUCCAGCAGCUUGAUCCAUAGCCCUACAGGUGGAGUGCACAUCCAGGCACACUUUAAAUGUGCUUGCCUCUCCCCUCUUUCAAUCAUUGUUCCAAUUCCCUACAUACCAGAUUAAAAAAAUGUAUUUCAGGGGGCAGAGAUAGUGCAAUUGAUACCAAGCAUUCAAAAGAAUGAUCACAUUGACAUGUGCAACAGCCAAAUAGAUUGAGCCUUGCUGCCUCCAUAUACCUUGCUCCUUUGUUUUCAGACAUGCUCUGCUCCUCCUCUCCCUACAUCAGGUAACUCAACUGCCACAUCUGGAGUAUGUUUUGUCACACUAACCCAUAUUUCUUACAUUGGUGUUCAACUGGCACUGAAGAUUACCAUCUGCCCAGCACUGCUCCAGAGUCUUCUGGACUUAUCAUUUUGUCUUCCGUGUGAUGCAAGCAUUCGUGGAAGCAUAAAAAAAAGCUGUGUAUUUUUAAUUUUCUUUAAAAUUGUUAUUUAGUAGGUAUACAAAUAUUGAAAAUGCAAAUAAAAAUCUGUUUGACUACAGAGCCAGGAGAUGAAAUCUCCAAGAACAAUGAGUUACUACUGACUUUGGUGGAAAGGAGAAAAACAAAACAAGGAAGGUUUUUUAUCCUUCUACUUUCUUAAUGAACCAUUAAAUCUCUGGCUCAGAAUCUUAUCAGGUGAGUCUAGUCUUUGAAUCUGUGGCUCACCUUCCCCCACACUGACAGGCACUUCCAGUUACGAAUGAGUUAAUAUAUCCAGCAGGACCCAGGCAAAUGAUGAAAAUAUUAUUUUGCAAAACUUAAUUAAGCAAUUAAAAUGAUGGUUUGCAGAAACUCUGCCACAGAUCCUAUGUACAAUAUCUCAGGGGGUCUGUGAGCAGCUGUAAUAAAAUGUAUUAAUGUGUAGAUGAAUAUUAAUACCAUGUUAUGUUUAUGAACGGUUAUUUUUUUAAUUUAUUAUUGACACUAUUUAAACAAGUAUUUAGUUGGAGUUUGUAUAAAGAAAUAAAAAAACAUGUUUUUUCCUAUAAUUUUGUAUUAAUUUGCCUCCUCUCUUCCCUCUCUGAACCUUGCGAGUAUCCUUCAUGUUUUUCAACAGUUCUUUGUAAAUCUUCCUGGUACUUUAGAAACCAGGGUGUGACUACUUAAUACCGACACUUUUGAAUUCAGAUUGAUUAAUAAAGUCACUCAGUAAGCUGAUUGCCGAGGGAAGAUAUAGAGGAGAGAUGGGCCUGGAGCUGAGAUAAGCAAUUCGAUUUGGAGACAGACACGGGGAACUACAAACAGCUUCUGCAACCGUGGAAGGAGACCUAUGCAUCCGAAGCAGUAGCAUUGCAAACCUUGACUGCUCCAUAAUUCUCUCAGACAAUAGGUAAUCUGAUUAUACCCUCCACUCAGCGUUAUCACCUACCCUGAGAAAUAUUAACAGCUCUCUCUCCUAUAGCUUUUAAGGAAGAGAGUUCCAAAGAUGAAUAUUCCAGGAAUUCCACUAAUGACUCUUUGUAUUGGAAAAGCAGAACAUCCAUCAUGCCCUUCACAACCGACUAUCCUUAUUUAAUGUGGAGGUUCACCAA
Molecule: messenger RNA, 7493 nt
Organism: Leucoraja erinaceus (little skate)
Lineage: Eukaryota; Metazoa; Chordata; Chondrichthyes; Rajiformes; Rajidae
Gene: jakmip2
Product: janus kinase and microtubule interacting protein 2
Exons: 21
Coding region: 931-3672 (913 amino acids)
Molecular function (GO): kinase binding; microtubule binding
Source: RefSeq, a predicted model, not a curated record